UUUAUGAUCCACCUAAUCAAAUUCACCAUUUUCAUAUAAUAAAAAAGUAUCCAAGGACACCAAGGUAGCUUCCUCUCAUAAGAAAGAAAACACGAGUAACGAAGGAUGAUGAAGAAGGAAGCAUAUUCUAUUUCUAUUUCUACACUACACCUACGCGGGUUAUUAAACUCGUCCGACCCCGUCCCUCCCUCUUCAGUCUUCCCCCCUCAGAAGUUCUUGGAGAGGAGAGGUGGACGCACGAAGUUUAAAAAAAAAAAAAAAGCCCUAAUUUCUGCAACCUCCAUGGCUCCUCAUUCCUCGUCACCUUCAACAAUCAUCUCCACGCUCCUCAUCGCCGUCACUUUCGUCCCGAUUUCAUCCUCCCUCCCUUUCAUUGUGCUCCACGGAAUUGGAGAUCAAUGCACCAAUCGAGGAAUUAAACACUUCAUAGAGCAAUUGAGCAACUGGUCAAAAUCUGAUGGAUAUUGCAUAGAAAUUGGAGAUGGCUCAUGGGACUCCUGGUUUAUGCCUCUACAGGAUCAGGCUGAAGAAGUUUGUGACAAGGUGAAGAAAAUGAAAGAACUCAGGGAUGGCUACAACAUAGUUGGUCUUUCCCAGGGUAAUGUAAUAGGCCGAGGUGUAGUAGAGUUUUGUGAAGGAGGGCCCCCUGUCAAGAAUUUUGUCUCAUUAGGAGGACCUCACGCUGGAACCGCUUCUGUUCCUCUUUGUGGUUCUGGCCUCUUUUGCAUUUUGGUUGAUAACCUAAUCAAAUCAGAGAUCUACAGUGACUAUAUCCAAGCUCACUUGGCACCCAGUGGUUAUCUCAAACUACCAAAUAAUAUUCCUGCAUAUUUAGAGAAAUGUAGAUUUCUCCCAAAGCUAAACAACGAACUCCCUGAUGAGAGAAAUGCCACUUACAAGGAACGGUUCACUAGCUUACAGAACCUGGUGCUUAUUAUGUUUGAACAUGACACUGUUCUGAUUCCGAAAGAAACCGCCUGGUUUGGAUAUUAUCCAGAGGGGGCCUUUGAUCCGGUUCUGCCUCCACAACAGACUAAACUGUAUUUAGAAGACUGGAUUGGUUUGAAAAGCUUGGACGAUGCCGGGAGGGUCAAGUACGUCAGUGUACCAGGAAAUCAUCUUGGAAUCUCAAGCAGUAAUGCCCAAAAGUACAUUGUUCCUUACUUGGAGGAUAAUACAUCAGAGAAGUACAGCCAUAGAAAGUUUGGUGACUCUGGGGUUCCCCGAGUCUCACGGCAUUACAAGGAAAAGCAACAUAUUCAUCAGAUAUAUGACAAAGAAUCCGCGAAAAUGGCAAUCGAUGGGUCAUCUCACAGCUGGCCAGCAUCGGUUUCGAGUUAUUUUGGAGAACUACUUGGGUUUGCUGAUGACAAGUGAUCUCCACACUUUUGAUACAGAGAUGGCUACAAUAAAGUUAGAACUCCACGGCCAGAAUAGAUUGUACAAUACGUAGAAGGUUGGCCUCGCAAUAUAGUAGCAUAAUCCUGUGGCGAUGUUUGUGUCAUUGGAUUGCUUUUCAAGCGGACAAGUAUUUCAAAGGAUUGUUGUUUAUAUCAAAAGAUAUUUAUAUUUCAUGUUGUGAAGCACAAGAAAAACAAAA
This is a messenger RNA of Rhododendron vialii, 1600 nucleotides long. RefSeq lists its product as uncharacterized. The transcript is spliced from 12 exons. The coding region runs from base 106 to 1377 and encodes 423 amino acids. Gene Ontology annotation, cellular component: intracellular membrane-bounded organelle. The record is from RefSeq and is a predicted model, not a curated record. Lineage: Eukaryota; Viridiplantae; Streptophyta; Magnoliopsida; Ericales; Ericaceae. Gene Ontology annotation, molecular function: thiolester hydrolase activity.